UGGCCUUGCAUUAAGCAGCCAUGAAGACAACAGGUUUCUUUGUGCUACUUGGCCUGUCUCUUUUCUUCUUCUUCUCUGAUGUGGCCAGUAAAGACAGGAGCCAGGUUGACUGCAAGGAGUUCAUGGAUGACAGCGUGUACUGCACAAGGGAGUCCAACCCCCACUGUGGCACAGAUGGCAUGACGUACGGCAACAAAUGUUCCUUCUGCAAGGCCGUCAAGAAAAGUCUGGGAAGUAUUCGUUUGGAGCGUCUUGGAAAGUGUUGAAAGCUGCCCUUCUGUUUUCACUCUCCACCAACUGCUGCAGAUCCCUGC
This is a messenger RNA of Gopherus flavomarginatus (Mexican gopher tortoise), 314 nucleotides long. Its product is annotated as serine protease inhibitor Kazal-type 6-like. The transcript has 4 exons. NCBI's taxonomy places the organism in Eukaryota, Metazoa, Chordata, Testudines, Testudinidae. Bases 21 to 266 code for a protein of 81 amino acids. The record is from RefSeq and is a predicted model, not a curated record. Gene Ontology annotation, molecular function: protein binding.